UAAAAGAAUUCCGAAUUACAGAAAAAAACCCGCCUCAGAUUCGGUGUUGUUGCACGAGGAGCCAUGUCUUGUUCUAAAGGAAAUUCUUCCAAACGUAAGUGUGAAAGUGUAUUUUGUUGUUAAUCAAACAAAGACUAGUGCUUGAUCCCUCCUGGUGUCUUCUCUACCUUUGUAGUUACUAGAAACGCUUUAAUUAUGGUUAUUUUGGGUAAAUUCACGACGGCCAUAUCGGGACGGGGACCAGGCUUAAGCACUAUGUGCGGGAUUUUACACGAAUUGUAUGAUGAGUGCAGAAAUAGUACUUAUAAUGAUUGCUGUGAUGUAUACUUCAAAGGCUACGAAGAAUGCCGUGAUUUUAAGAGGGACCCAAAACAUCAACCCUUGGCUGAAUUACGGAAGGAGUGGAAGAAAUCUAUCAAUGAUCAAGGUUUUGCCGAUGCGUUUGAUUACAUGAAGCAUUUACGUGAGCAAGACCCUGCGAUGUGCAGGAUAAUUUAUAAGUCAUACAAUGAGUGCAUUAGCAAAGGUUAUGAUGAUUGUGAGAGAUACCGCGAGUACAAUUGUCCCCAAUUCAAAUAGCCUUUUAACUGUGGUAUUGUUGUUCACUACACGAAUUUUAGCAGAAGAUUGAAAUCUAUAAAUUAUGCCAUUGCUUAGAGAUUUUGUAAGCAAUUAUCUAGUUAGAACAAUGCUUCAUCUUCAGUUACUUUUUUGGUAAAAAAUUUGCUUGAACGUAUUUAUAAAUGUUUAGUCUUGUACUUCGCUGUUUAACUUACAAAUUUACAAUAGUUAGAAUUAGGGCGUUUACAUUGAUGAUGGUAUUUGAGCAAACAGGUUAUUUUACCACUCAAAAAGCCGAAAAGCAUGCUUUAUUAAGCGAUGGAUGUAUGA
Messenger RNA from Quercus lobata, 891 nucleotides. RefSeq lists its product as uncharacterized. The transcript is spliced from 7 exons. The record is from RefSeq and is a predicted model, not a curated record. The coding region runs from base 196 to 579 and encodes 127 amino acids. NCBI's taxonomy places the organism in Eukaryota, Viridiplantae, Streptophyta, Magnoliopsida, Fagales, Fagaceae.